GGAGAUGAUGGUGCAGUGUUGCAUCAACCGAACGUGGUGAUUGCUCAGACCUCAGACACUUCACCAGUCGCCAACUGAUGGUCGACUCGCGUAGUCGCACUGUCAAACAACUAUCGUUCCGAAUCAAACAUGUAACGUUUGAAAACGCGCGCGAAACUUUAAAUAUUUUAAAGAUUUUUUUAAUAAUUAAAGGAAUUUGUUACCAUGGAGUCCGAAAAGAAGACGGAAGAGGUGGUGGUUGUGGAGAAACCAAAUUAUAUGAUUAUGUCCUUGCAAAGGAUAUUCGUGUUGUUUGUUAUCUUUACUGGUGUUUUAAUUGUUGUGCGUUAUACACCAAUGCCAGAGGAAUACUUUGAGAAUUGCGAUCGAGAGUGUCAUGAACUGGAUUGGCCGAUGAUUUGCCGUGUAAAACUAGUCAUUGAAGUUUACAAAACUCUUAGCAAAUCUUGCGGUAGCUGUACGGAGAAAAAUGGCGGCGAUUGUCCGGCCAUGUGCAUAUCUGCAGAUGGUCGCGAGCGCGGCGUACUCACUGCCAACCGGGUGCUGCCUGCGCCGGCGCUGCACGUCUGCGAGAACGACAUCCUGGUCGUAGACGUGGUGCACCGAGCACCAGCUCACGCGCUGUCAAUCCACUGGCGCGGUCAACCACAGAAGGAAACGCCCUUCAUGGACGGAGCGCCCAUGCUCACCCAGUGCCCGCAACCUGCCUAUACCACAUUCCAAUACAAGUUCCGCGCUUCAUCUGUGGGCACGCACAUGUACCAUGCGCAUUCCGCUGCCGACGCAGCCGAUGGACUAGCUGGUGCUCUCGUCGUCAGACAAUCCCCGCGGCUCGACCCACUUCACGAACUAUACGACGUAGACUCCACAGACCACACCAUUUUCAUAGCUGAGUGGGGCCACUCAAUGGGCCCUUUGGCCGGCAUGAUGUCAAAUUUACCGAAUGCGGAAUCCCUUCUCAUCAAUGGUAAAGGAAAAACAACUGAAUCCGCGGACGCACCAUUAUCCAAAUUCAAAGUAGAGUACGGCAAACGUUAUCGUUUCCGUUUAGCAUACGGCGGUGGGUCCAAAAGUUGCUCGGUGAAAUUCUCAAUCGAUCAACAUGAUAUCAAACUUGUUGCCUUAGACGGACACCGAAUAGAACCGGAAAUCGUAAAAUCUAUCGAAUUGGGUAGAGGUGAACGUGCUGAUUUCGUUUUGGAUGCUAAAAAGGCGCCGGGUACAUACACGAUGAGAGUGAUAGCGGAUAAAGCAUGUCAAGGUGAUCUAGUAGGAGUAGCUGAACUCGUAUACGAUAAAGUUGACUCUAAAGUGUUGCAUAAGGAUGACGACGAGGCUUUCGUGGUAAAUCGCGAGUUUUCAACAGUGAAUUGUGAACAGUGCGCGACUGAAAAUAUGUUGUGUUUGAACGAGAUGCACGCAGCGGAGAAACUUCCGAAGGAGCUAACUGGGAAACUAGAUGACUUGAUUUACGUGCCAUUUAAUUACUCCACCAGACAGAUUUCAGCGAAACGCGUGGAGAGCUGGGGUCAGACGGACGGUCACCGGUUCACAUAUCCGGCGUCACCCCUACUCACCCAGGGUAGUGACGUCAAUCCCAGCUCGCUGUGCCACCAGGGCGAGGGGCAAGGCGACGAAUGCGUCCAUGUGAAGAACGUGCGGCUGGACUCCACUGUCGAGAUCAUCAUGUUCGACCAAGGCGGAGAAUCGGAUCACAUCUUUCACUUGCACGGCUAUAGUUUCUUCGUCGUCGGUAUUAAAGCGUUUAAUUCCAGCAAGACCCUCGACGAUAUAAAGAGAAUGGACGAAGAAGGUACACUGUUCAAUAGAAAUCUCAUUGAUCCCAUUUUGAAAGAUACUAUCGUUAUACCCAAAUUUGCAGCCGUAGCUCUUCGAUUUAAAGCUGAUAAUCCGGGCUACUGGAUGAUGCGGGAUGAAAGGUCGACUCACUGGACUAGAGGGCUAGACUUUAUACUUAAAGUGGGCGAAGAAAGAGAUUUCGUCCAAGCCCCAACGGAUUUCCCGAAAUGUGGGUCUUAUGUAGGACCUGAAUAUUUUUUGAUAUGAAUCCAGUUUAUUUGGUUAACUUGUUAUCGAACUGUCAAGGAUAGAUAAAGGUUAUAAAUAUUAUGACUAUGUGAUAGUAAAAUGUGAAAUAUAUAUGUCAAGUUCUCAAGUUUCAUACCUUUGGUGAGAUGAUUGAUGAUUUAACGAAUUUAAGGAAAUUCAACAUAACGGUUGUUUGCUAUGGAAAUUGUUAUUCGUUUCGUACUUUGCAUAUUGUGAUAUUUAUGAAUUGAUUUGGAAUCACAUAAUUUUAGGUUUUAAGUUUCUUAGAUAAUAUUGUGAUGGUGAUGUCUAUACUAAAUUUAAUUGAGUGAUAAAACAUUUGAUUGAAUUCAGAACAUUUUUAAAUAACCUAUGGUCAUUAUUUUUAAAUUAUUAUUUUGUUUGUAGGAGAAGUUGUUUUCAUAUACAACGAUUUAGUCGUAGUUGAUAAAUAAGUA
This is a messenger RNA of Chilo suppressalis (striped riceborer), 2507 nucleotides long. The record is from the annotation of a GenBank genome assembly. Lineage: Eukaryota; Metazoa; Arthropoda; Insecta; Lepidoptera; Crambidae.